Uloborus diversus is the source of this 6338-nucleotide messenger RNA. Its product is annotated as fibroblast growth factor receptor 4-like. Gene Ontology annotation, cellular component: signaling receptor complex; membrane. The transcript has 15 exons. The record is from RefSeq and is a predicted model, not a curated record. Gene Ontology annotation, molecular function: fibroblast growth factor receptor activity; ATP binding. Gene Ontology annotation, biological process: positive regulation of kinase activity; positive regulation of cell population proliferation; fibroblast growth factor receptor signaling pathway. NCBI's taxonomy places the organism in Eukaryota, Metazoa, Arthropoda, Arachnida, Araneae, Uloboridae.
AUGUCUUUCUCUUUUGUGUUUAUUUCUUUUGUUGCUGGUAUCUCAAUAAGCGCACUUGGUGUUGAAACGACGACGGUUCAGACUAUAUUGUCAGGAGCGCCACCAAGAAUACGAGAGAGCACCCCGGGCUACUUGGAGAUUCCGGCCGGUCAGAAGGCCAAGUUGCGAUGUCUGGUGUCCGGCAAUCCGAAGCCCUCCAUCGAGUGGCUCAAGUACAAUGAGACCGUGUCCGACGCUUCGGAACGCAUCACCAUCACCAGGAGCAGUCUCACCAUCGGACAACGUCUCCGAGGCAGAUGCCGACUCUACUACUGCAAAGCCCACAAUGAACAUGGUGUGCUCCUGAAAAACUAUACAGUUCAAAUUAUGGAUUCUCAGCUACUGGAAGAACCUCAAGCAGAUGACAGCGGCAUCAGAACAAGACCGCUUAUUAAACCUGGAGAAAAAUGUAAGUUGCACACUGUCAAAUUAAAACAUAUUUUACACUUUAAACCCUACUUCACGCAGCCGUCCAAAAUGCUUCGUCUACUGGCAAAACCGGCCGGAAGUUCGAUCACACUGAAAUGUCCGGCGAACGGUAAUCCCCUGCCGGACAUCAAGUGGCUGAAAGACGGAAAUGUCAUAGAAAGGGAGUUAAGCAAAGAGGUGUUGUACCGCAAGUGGUCCAUGACGCUCGAGCACCUGGUGACGUCGGACAGCGGUUUCUACGAGUGCAUCGUCUCCAACAGCGAGGGGGACGUCUCUUGGACGUACAAGUUGGAGGUCCAGGAGAGGGUGCCCCACAAGCCCAUCUUCCGGGACGGCUUCCCCUCCAACCUGACCGUCUUCAGCGGUGAGAAAGCCCGCUUCGAAUGCAGGUUCAUCAGCGACCUCAUGCCCCGGAUGCGAUGGCUCAGGCACUUCGAAAACGCCAACGAUUCCGAGUCGGAUGAUGACUCGGACACGGAGAACAUAGAGCCCAUAGACAGCACGGAUCCCAACAUUACGGAUCCGCACAUCUUGAUCCUGGACAACGUUUCCAAGAGCGACGAAGGGUGGUAUACAUGCCUGGCGGGAAAUGCUCUGGGGGUUUCCUACCGGAGUGCCUUCCUCACAGUUUUAGAUCGUAAUUAUCAUCCUUUAUCUACUCUUAUAAGUUACAAAAUAUAUCUUUAAAAUUUUAUUGGCAGUUGUAGCGUAGCCCUGAGUACAACGAUCUUCAUUUUUGUGCCACUGUGUGUUCUAGUCGGGGUGCUCAUAUGUCGCUACAAAUACAAUGAAAAAAAGAAAGCUGCCCUCCUCAAUCGCAAGCACAUCAUCGUCACCAAGAAAGUUAUUCUUGAAACCAGGGAUGAGAGUUCAAAUUCUAUAGUCCCUUUUGUAAAAAUUGACCAAUCCAUGUUGUUUUCGUCGGAGCAAGUGUCAUCCGCACCGGAGUACGAAAUUCCAUUGGAUCCUAAUUGGGAAUUUCCGCGUGAAAGGCUCAUCCUUGGAAACGUGCUCGGUGAGGGAGCUUUCGGCCAAGUUGUGAAAGCUGAUGCCUUCGGUUUGAACGGAUGCCCCGAGCCGGUCACGGUUGCAGUUAAAAUGCUGAAAGAGAAUCAUUUAGACAGUGAAAUGGCGGAUCUGGUUUCUGAGAUGGAAGUCAUGAAGAUCAUCGGCCAUCACAUCAACAUCGUCAACCUGCACGGCUGCUGCACUCAGAAUGGACCUCUAUUCGUCUUGGUGGAGUACGCUUCGAAGGGCAACCUGAGAGACUAUCUGAGAUCUCACCGACAUGCUUCGGGCUACCAGGUCCCCAUAGGUGCCAAAGGGGAUCCCUCCGUCCUGAGCCUCAAGAAUCUGGUCACCUUCGCCUUCCAGACUGCCCGAGGCAUGGAGUAUUUGGCGUCCAAGAAGGUCAUCCACAGGGAUCUUGCCGCGAGGAACGUGUUGCUAACGGAGGAUGAGGUCAUCAAGAUUGCCGAUUUCGGCUUGGCCAGAGACAUUCAUAGCAACGAAUAUUACAAGAAGACAACAAAUGGAAGGUUACCCAUCAAAUGGAUGGCUCCCGAAGCCCUGUGUGAACGCUAUUAUACUGAAAGAAGCGAUGUGUGGUCAUUUGGAGUGCUGUUGUGGGAAAUCAUGACUCUCGGAGGAACACCAUACCCAACGAUUCCCUACGAGAAGCUUUACCAGAAGUUGAAGGACGGUCAUCGCAUGGCAAAACCUGACAAAUGCCCACUAGAUAUCUAUAUGCUUAUGAGAGCUUGUUGGGAAGAAGUUCCAUUAGAUCGUCCUAAUUUCAGUGAAGUUACAAAGAUUUUGGACCGAAUUCUGCUGGAUUCUUUGGAACGAACGUAUCUCGAGCUGGAUUUCCCGAUCCUGGACACUCCACAGAACAGCAGUUCCGAGGAAGAGGAAAUGGAUUAAGGCCGUCUUCUGUGCACCAGGAUGAUUUAUUUAUUUAUUUUGUGAGAGGUGCCACCGACGUCUCAUUGAGUCUGACAACUUAGGACGCCCGAAGUGCAAUUAAAAUUCCUGCCAUUUUGAAAAAGAAAAAAAUUUUUUGUGGAAGAAAGUUUUAGUAACUUAUAUAUCUGCUGUUGACUGUUAAUAAUCGGGUUGAUGUUGAACUGCAUAUGAAGUUUGCAGAGUUUAGUUUUUGAAAAUGGUUGUGUGAAGAGCGAUGGACUUUUUGGGAGAAACGAAAAAAAAAAAAGAGCAAGAUUAAAAUUGGAGAUCCUGAAUCUCAGUUUUAAGUAGACUUUUUGGAAAAGUAGAAAAAAGAAAACAAGUACAGAAGCAAGAUUAAGAUUGAAUGUUCGUAGUCUUAGUUUUAUUCAGACUCAUAAUGAUAUUUCGUUGUGGAUAGAACUCUACAUUUUUUAUCAUUAUUGGUUGGCAGCUGUGUGAAAAUUUUAAAUUUAAUACUACUUUUUAUAGGAUUUUUUUUUUAAAAUUAGGAACACAUAAUAAAAUGCAUUUUUGGAUACUAAAAAUUAUAUGUUUAUCAGACCUGUAGUCAGAUAACAAUUUCAAGAAAGGCUAGUUCCACUUGCUCUCCUGCAAUAUAUAAAAUAAGUAUUUUUUUUUCUACUUUUUUACCAGCAUUGCGUCAACAUUUUUCAUGUUAACAAGUAUUUACCCUCCUCUCCUAUCUACUUAGUUUUUUUACUCAUAUUUUUUUAAUUGUUAUUUCUUCAUAUUUAUCGUUUGAUUGACAUUGGAUUACAAAGAAAAAAAUGAAAAGAUUACUCAGUUUUGAAGGUAAAGCAUAUUAAAUGUAAACACUGUUCUCAGGUGUUUUAUUUCCCAGUAGGAAGUAAGAAUUAUCUAAUACGUCUAUUUAAAUCAGUUGCAUUUCACAAGAGGAAGAAUUUUGGUCAAGCCUUCUUGAUUUAUUCUCGCUACAGGUCUGAAAAAGAUGUAAUAUACUUUUUUCUUUUUUUUGCUUUCUUCAAAACUUCUGAGAGAAAGCUUACUAUAAUAGUUAACUUUCAGACUCUCUUUUUCUUUUAGUAAUCGGAUCGAUUCUUAGUUUAACCUAAUAUCCCUCUCUAUUUUUUUUUCUUUUAGUAAUCGGACCAAUUCAAUUUCACCUCUAAUGCCCCUCUCUAUUUUUUUUUCUUUUAGUAAUCGGAUCGAUUCACAGUUUGACAUAAUGUCCCUCUUUUUUUUUUUUUUUUUUCCUUUAGUAAUCGAAUCGAUUCACAAUUAAACAUUAUGUCUCUCUCUAUUUUUUUUCUUUUAGUAAUCCGAUCGAUUCAUAGUUUAACCCAAUGUCCUUCUCUAUUUUCGUUUCCAAAUAGAGAAAGGAUUAAAUGUGAUGAAAGCUAUUUUCAUUUAAAAGCUCCCCUGUGAGAAAUUCAGUAUUUAUGCAUAGCAAAAAUCAAAGGAUAGUUUUUUUUUUAUGUACAAUACAAAAAUAAAAUAACUACAUUGAGAAUAAGUUGUUUGAAAGUAAAAAUAUUGUAUUUUUUCUCCUUAAUUUUGUAUGAAAAAUAUUUAUACUACUGUACAGUUGACAAAUCAGAUGAGAUAUUGAGAAUAGUAUGAUAGAUUUCUUUUUUUCUUUUUAUAAUACAGUCUAAUGUAAGUCAACUAAUAACUCUUGGACAUGAGUAUCAAACCGUUUCUUUUGGUGGUUUACAUUUCCAUUACAACUGAUUUUUCAGCCAUACAUUUUAAAAAAAAACAAAUUUUGGGAUUUUUUUAACCAAAAUGUUUCUUUUUUCCCACAAAACGCGCGGCCGUGGGGAAAAAAAAAAAAAAAAAAAAAAAAAAAAAAACAACUUUUUCAUAAAAUAUAUAUCUUAGAGCUCUCUUCAUAUGUGCUUUAAUGUUUGCUUAUUUUAUUUUUGUAUUGUAAAUGAUUAUACUAAAAGCAAUUGUAUUGGAAUCGGUUGUAUUACAAAAAAAACCUUAGUCAAGAAGACCUUGGUGUUUUACAGGUUUGGAAAUUAUAGCCUAUGUAUGUAUAUACGGUAUACAUACAUAGGUAUACCGUAUAUACAUAAUAUAUCGGUUGUAUUAAAAAAAAAGCUUAGUCAAGAAGAAUUUGGUGUUUUACAGGUUUGGAAAUUAUAGCCUAUGUAUGUAUACCGCUUGAAACAAUAGCUAUACAUAUGAUUAUUUCAACUUCUUAACUCCAUUCAAAUUAACUAAUUAUUUUAAUGUUAUUCAAGAAUAAAAAAUUCAAGAUAAAAAUUUUACAUGUGUUAAUCAAAUGAUGUGUGUAUGUGUAAUGUGCAGGGCACAUUAAAAACAUCAUAUUUAGCAAACACAGUUGAAUCCCUAUUUAUUGAGUCUGAAAUAAACUGCAUAUUAAAAAAUUAUUAUUUUAUUAAUUUUCAAUUUUUUAAAGGCUUUUAUUAUUUUAUUAAUUUUAUUUAUUUACUUUAUCAUUUUCUUUAGUAUUUUAAUUACAUUUAUUAUUGUUAUCUUUUUGAUUUUUUAAAAAAUAUUAAUUCAUUUUUUUCACUUGAAGAGCAAUUUCUAGAAGUGUAAAACAUUUUGAUGAUUUUGGUGAUCAAAUGAACUAAAGUAUGAAUUCAGAAAUUCCUUAAAUAGCGACUCAGCUGCUGUUGGUGUCUGACUCCUUUACUGAAUAGGAAUCUGUAUUUUUAGUUUUGUAGCAAGAUUCUUUUGCAUUAUAUUAAAAGUUGAUUGAAAUCAAUUUAUUUUGAUCCAUGAAGUUAACAAAAGAGAAGAAUGUGAUAAAGAUAUUUAUUAUUAUUAUUAUUUAAUGCAUGAUUUGUAACUGCUUUUUAGUUCGAAGGAGUUCCUUUGAAAUUGAUAGAAAAAAUAGUUGACAGCACGCGACUUUUAAGACUUUAAAAUCUCACAAGUAUUCAUUAUAGUUUAUUGCUUAAAAUUAAUGAAUUGCCAAUUAAUUGUCUUUUUGAAAAUGUUUUUGAAUGAGCUUUACGGUUUUUACAAAUCGUGUCCACAUGGUUUCAAAAUGAUUUUUGCUUUGCAACGGGGGCAAAUGCUUUCCUCUGAAGAUUACAUUGUCAUUAAAUUUUAACUGAAACAAUGUGCAAUUAAAAAUCACUUAACACAUUAGUACUCAAACGCCAUUUUGAAAAUUUUAUUAAUAUGCACGUGUCCUGCCGCAUUCCAGCGAAUGGAUUUAAAGGACUGACUUUUCAGUCGAACCUUUGUGAUGUGACAAGGAUUUCGAAUCAAUAAAAAAUAAAAGAAUAAAAGAAACAGAACUACAAACUGAAAUAAAAAGCAAAUUAAAAUCAUUUAACCUAUUCAUACUCAGCGGUCAUUGAGAAAACUUUACUGUUAUAUAAAUAUCAGUGAGCAAUAGUUAAUUCAGUUUAAUUAUGAACUGAAUAAAAACUGAAAAUGGAUUAAAAAUAACUGAAAUAAAAUGCUAAUUUAAAUCAUUUAACACAUUCUUUCUCAAUCGCCAUUUCGUGAAAAUUACAAAUGUGUAAAGAUCAAUAAUGAGUAGAAAUUAAGUUCAGUUUAAUUAUAAAUUAAAUAAAAUUGGCAUUGGUAAAACAACUGUAGUUUAAAACUGAAACAAAAUUUAAAUGACAACCAUUUUCCAUGUCUAUGCGCAACUAAUAUUUAAUAAAAGUGUAAAUAUCAAUGAUAGGUAGAAAUUAAUUCAGUUUAAUUAUUAACUGAAUGUAACUGAAACUGGGGAACCCCCCCCCCCCCUACAAACUGAAACAAAAUCAUUUAAUGUCUUCAUACUCAAUUGUGAUAUAAAUGUUGAUACUAAAAAUUAAAUUUUAUCCCAUCUCAUAGAUAUACUUGAUGACGAUUUUUAUGAAUAUGUUUAUUGAAUCGAUAGUUGAGUCAUUGAGUGACAUUUAAAGAGUUUUUGUGAUUUUUCACCUGCCAUUCACACACACACA